This is a messenger RNA of Cololabis saira (Pacific saury), 1057 nucleotides long. RefSeq names its product deoxyribodipyrimidine photo-lyase-like. Lineage: Eukaryota; Metazoa; Chordata; Actinopteri; Beloniformes; Belonidae. The record is from RefSeq and is a predicted model, not a curated record. Gene Ontology annotation, biological process: photoreactive repair. Gene Ontology annotation, molecular function: deoxyribodipyrimidine photo-lyase activity. The transcript is spliced from 5 exons. The coding region runs from base 1 to 594 and encodes 197 amino acids.
AUGAAAGUCAUUUGCCAGCUGUCGGCCCAGCGUGUGGCGCUGCAAGUCCGGCGGUACGGGAAGGCCAGUGAGUCCGUCCCCCCCUUCAUCGAGGAGCUGGUGGUGCGCAGAGAGCUGACGGAUAACUUCUGCUUCUACAACGAGAAGUACGACAGCGUGGAAGGGGCGUACGCGUGGGCUCAGAAGACGCUGCAGGAUCAUGCCGGAGACAAGAGGGAGUAUCUGUACACGCGGGAGCAGCUGGAGAAGGCCCAGACGCAUGACAAGCUGUGGAACGGUGCUCAGUAUCAAAUGGUGACGGAGGGGAAGAUGCACGGCUUCUUGAGGAUGUACUGGGCCAAGAAGAUUCUGGAGUGGACCCGCUCGCCAGAGGAGGCUCUCUCCAUCGCUCUGUACCUGAACGACCGCUACGAGCUGGACGGCCAGGACCCCAACGGCUUCGUGGGGUGCAUGUGGUCCAUCUGCGGCAUCCACGACCAGGGCUGGGCAGAGAGGCCCGUUUUCGGGAAAAUCCGCUUCAUGAACUACAAAGGCUGCCUUCGGAAGUUUAAGGUGGCCGAGUUUGAGAGGAAGUACUGUCCUAAGAAGCUGUGAGGCUCCUCCAGGACGUGUUGUCUCACCUCAGGGAGCUUCUCCACCACCUCCAGCAGUGCAGGCCUUACGCUUUGCAUUAUUAGUCUUAUUGAUAUUCGUCCACUCCCAUCACCACUGGAAGCUGUUUGUGGAAGUUGGAGAAACGUUUGUUGUUUCACUUGUUUAACCUGUACAUGCUUUUUUUUAUAUCAGCUAUAUUUGGAUGGGAAAUGUUUUUAUCAUUUUUAUGUCUUUUCUACUACUCCAGUAGCCGUUAUUGUUACAAAUAAAAUAUUAUUGGAUUAAAAACGGGUAAAUGCCCACCAACCUGAUGGAGUUACUUUCUGUUUACAGUUUUCUCAAUACAAUUGAAUAAAACCUGAACUACAACAUGUAAAACUUCAGGAGACUCUUAUUUGAGCUGAACUCAGAUUAACUUACAAGUUUAAAUACGGCCUCCUCUGAGCUACUCUCAUAUGGAAGC